UGGAGGGUGAGGGUAACGGCGGGUCGAGCGGGGAUGCCCUAUCCCCCGAUCUUUGCUCUUCGGCGCCUGGUCUCAAAUUCAAGUUUCGUUUUGCCGCGGUUUGUUUCUUUCGUUCCGUUUCUUUUUUAAUUGAAUUGCCCAGCUGAAAUCCCUGAAGAAGGGGAGGAGAUCGAUAGGAAACCAUGGCCACCAGCAGCAAGCCUGCCUUCGACGGCCAAUCGCUUGAAGAGUUCUUCGCAUCCUUCGCCUACAAAGGAGGAGGCGGAGGACAUGACGAUGGUAUCAGGAAGAGGAACAGCAGCGGAGGAGGAGGAGGAGGAGGAGGAGGAGGAAGGGUUGAUAAAAGAGUAGGACAGGGAUGGCGCCUCCUCAGCCCUAACAACAGCAGCAGCAACAACAGCAACAACAACAAUACUCCUCCUCCACCACCACCACUACCAUCAUCGUCGCUCCAGAGCACUACCAAUAGGAAGAAGACCACCAUGACAAGACCGGCGAGCAUCCUCAACGGCCUGUCGCCUGCCGAGUUCAUUGCAUCCUUUGCCUACAAAGGAAGAAGGGUUGAUGAUAGAAUAGGAAAGGGAGAAGACCUCCUUAGCCCCGGCACUCCUCCUCCACCGCCGUCUCUCAGGAAUAGGAAAAGGAAGAUGACAGCCGCCUCCACCACCACCGUCAGACGGGUCACCCGUUUCUUCCCCUGUCCUGCCGAGAGGUUUGUCGUCGUUGAUGUCAAGAAAGAUAUCACUGGGAAGGCGAAAGCCUCAUCCAGUGGCGCGGCCACCAGGAAGAGGCCAAGGACGACGGGCAACAAAGGCAGGACGGAUGCAAACAGGCAGCCGCAGAAACGCAGCAAGGGGAGGAGAAAGCGGCGCAGCAUCCAGCUAUCUGCCGAGGAGAAGUACUCGGACGCCUACAGGAGAGUCAGUGAUCACGAUAUGUGGGAUGCUCCGCGGUCGUCCCACAACCUCCUGCAAGAAAGACACUGCUUCGAUCCCUGGAGGGUCCUGGUUAUAUGCAUCCUGCUCAAUGUAACAACGGGCGAUCAGGUUCGAAAAGUAUUGCCAGGUUUUUUCCUUCAGUUUCCUGAUGCAAAGUCCGUGAACAAGAAACUGAAGGAGCAGAUAGUGGAUAAGUUGCGGAGCCUGGGCUUGCAGUGGAAGCGUGCUCAGUUGAUCAUUGAUCUUUCUGAACGUUACUUGAAAGGUGACUGGACUCAUGUGACCCAGCUCCCUGGCAUUGGCAAGUAUGCUGCUGAUGCAUACGCCAUAUUUGCUGCAGGCAAGCUAGAACAGGUGAAACCCCAAGACCAUAAAUUAGUUGAAUACUGGAAGGAAGUUGGCGAGAUGUUAUGCAGAAAAAGCUGACUGUCACGAGUCCUUUUGGAGCUUAGUUUUAUGUUUGUAAUGGUGGAUGUUUUGUUUACUUUUGAGGUGCCAGUUGGCAUGAACGCUUGACAGCCAGUUAGAGGCAUCUGAGUUCUCUCUUUUGAUGUAAAGAAUGACAAGAGGUAUGCAUCUGGUUUGGCUUUAUCUAGUUUUGUAAGCUAUGAUUUCGUGCGUCUAUGGUUCAGGUUACUGAUUGUCUCUAUGCUGAUGGCACUGCUGGGGUUUAUGUUCUCUCAUUGGUUAGGUUUAUGCUUUGGAAUUACUAAUAACUAGUUUGUGUCGUAUGAUGCAUGUGAGAGGACUAUGUUUAGCUCUUGUUAAACUAUACAUGUACUACAUGGGAUGACUGAUCGUAUGUGAUUUAUUGGUCGAAA
This is a messenger RNA of Phoenix dactylifera (date palm), 1759 nucleotides long. The record is from RefSeq and is a predicted model, not a curated record. NCBI's taxonomy places the organism in Eukaryota, Viridiplantae, Streptophyta, Magnoliopsida, Arecales, Arecaceae.